GACUUGACCGCUGCCUUCAUCAUCGGCGCCGCCAUCGCCAUGAUGUCCUCAAACCUGUUGCGCGCCAGGGUGCCCAAGGCCCUGGCUGCCACCAGGAGCCAUGCGGCCCUCUUCUCCACAAGCUCCCGCCGCGCUGAGCAGCAGCUCAACAAGACUUCGGCCAAGAUCACACAGCCCAAGUCCCAGGGUGCGUCGCAAGCCAUGUUGUACGCUACCGGCUUGACCGAGGAGGACAUGAACAAGCCGCAGGUCGGCAUCUCGUCGGUCUGGUACGAGGGCAACCCCUGCAACAUGCACAUCCUUAAGCUCUCGGAGCGGAUCCGUGAUUCCGUCAAGGCCGCCAACCUGGUCCCCAUGCGCUUCAACACCAUUGGAGUCUCGGACGGCAUCAGCAUGGGUACCACCGGCAUGCGCUACUCGCUGCAGAGCCGUGAGAUCAUCGCCGACAGCAUCGAGACCGUCAUGCAGGGCCAGUGGUACGAUGCCAACAUCUCCAUCCCGGGCUGCGACAAGAACAUGCCCGGUGUUCUCAUCGCCCUCGGCCGCGUCAACCGCCCCAGUUUGAUCGUCUACGGCGGCACCAUCAAGCCCGGUUGCAGCCAAAAGGGCGAGCCCAUCGACAUCGUCAGCGCCUUCCAGGCCUACGGCCAGUACCUCACCGGCGAGAUCACCGAGGAGCAACGUUUCGACAUCAUCCGGAACGCGUGCCCGGGCGGCGGCGCAUGCGGUGGCAUGUACACCGCCAACACUUUGGCGUCGGCCAUCGAGACUCUGGGCAUGAGCUUGCCCGGAAGCAGCAGCAACCCCGCAGAGCACCCGAGCAAGCUGACCGAGUGUGACCAGGUUGGCGAGGCCAUCAAGAACAUCCUCCGCGAGGACAUCCGACCCCGCGACAUCAUGACGAGGCAGGCAUUCGAGAACGCCAUGGUUGUAGUCAGCAUUCUCGGUGGAAGCACCAACGCCGUCCUGCACCUGCUUGCCGUUGCCGACGCGGUCGGCGUCAAGCUUACCAUCGACGAUUUCCAAGCCGUGUCCGACCGGAUACCGCUUUUGGCAGACCUCAAGCCGUCGGGCAAAUACGUCAUGGAGGAUGUACACAAGAUCGGCGGCACGCCUUCUCUUCUGCGCUUCCUGGCCAAGGAGGGCCUUAUCGAUGCUUCUGGCGUUACCGUCACGGGCAAGACCAUGAAGGAGAACUUGGACAAGUACCCCGACUUCCCGGCCGACCAGCCCAUCAUCCGUCCCCUCAGCAACCCCCUCAAGGCCACGGGCCACAUCCAGAUCCUCCGCGGUAGCCUCGCACCCGGUGGCUCUGUCGGUAAGAUCACAGGCAAGGAGGGUCUUCAGUUCACCGGCAAGGCGCGCUGCUACGACUGCGAGGACGACUUUAUCGAGUCGCUGGAGCGGGGCGAAAUCAAGAAGGGUGAGAAGACGGUCGUCAUCAUCCGUUACGAAGGCCCCAAGGGUGGUCCCGGCAUGCCCGAGAUGCUCAAGCCCAGCUCGGCCAUCAUGGGUGCCGGGCUCGGUAAGGACGUGGCCCUGAUCACGGACGGACGCUUCUCUGGCGGUUCACACGGAUUCCUCAUUGGACACGUGGUGCCCGAGGCCAUGGAGGGUGGACCUAUCGCACUGGUUCGGGACGGCGACACCAUCACGAUCGAUGCGGAGAAGCGGGUGAUCGACACGGACGUGUCAGACAAGACUAUGGCGGAGCGCCGCGCCGAGUGGAAGGCUCCCCCAAGCAGGGUGACGAGGGGAACGCUGGCCAAGUACGCGGCGCUGGUGAGCGACGCGAGCAGUGGUUGCGUGACGGACAAGGUCGCACGGUAA
This is a messenger RNA of Pyricularia pennisetigena, 1830 nucleotides long. RefSeq lists its product as uncharacterized. The transcript has 2 exons. The record is from RefSeq and is a predicted model, not a curated record. Gene Ontology annotation, molecular function: dihydroxy-acid dehydratase activity. Gene Ontology annotation, biological process: branched-chain amino acid biosynthetic process. Gene Ontology annotation, cellular component: mitochondrion. The annotation marks the transcript as partial. NCBI's taxonomy places the organism in Eukaryota, Fungi, Ascomycota, Sordariomycetes, Magnaporthales, Pyriculariaceae.